ACAUUUAGACAAUGGUCAUUCAAUAAUUUAUUUAUUGUUGUGUACAUUUUCAUAUUGUUUGUAAUUGAUUUGUAAUAUUGUAAUGAAUUUCCAUUGUGUAUUGAAACAUGAGCGCAAAACUUAAAGCUAUGCUAUUAGAUCAGGCGGUCAAUCAAGCAUUAACGAAAGAAUACCCUAUAAAAAGUAUCAAGAGCACUCAUGUAUCAUACCAACAUGCACAAAAUGUUUAUAUUGUUAAAAUGAACUCAAGACCAGAAUCAUUAAAUAUACUCAAAUCUGAUGUAAAUUCGGAAGAAGCAUUAACAUUUAGAAUUGAUCGUAACCUUGUAAUUAAGAAUGUCCUUGAUAGCAUAAAACAAAAUGAAUAUGAUAUAACUUCAAAUCCUAAGAAAGUUGUUAUUGAUUUCAGUUCCCCAAAUAUAGCUAAACCAUUUCAUAUGGGUCAUAUGAGAUCAACAGUAAUUGGCAAUUUCAUUGCUAAUAUCAAUACACAUUUUAGAAAUCAAGUAACAAAAAUUAAUUAUUUAGGUGACUGGGGGACUCAAUUUGGUCUCCUACAAUAUGGUUUAAAAUUAAAAAACAUAGAUGUUAAUACUUUGAAAAAUAAUCCACUACAAACUUUAUACAAUAUUUAUGUUGAGGCAAAUAAAUUAGCAGAGAAGGAUAAAAAUAUACAAAUUGAUGCUGUUAAAUACUUUGCUGAAAUAGAAUCUGGUAAAAUGGAUUUGCAAAAUUGGAAACAAAUUAAAGAAAUAACAGUUAAAGAAUUAGAGAAAUUGUAUUUACGAUUACGAAUAAAGUUUGAUCUAUUUGAAUGGGAAUCUGACUAUAAUAGUCAAGCGAUCAGGCAUAUAAUCAAAGAGUUAGAAGAUGCAAAUAUCGUAACAACCCAUGAAUCAGGAAAAAAGAUUGCUUAUGUUAAUAAUAGGAAAGUUACACUGGUUAAAAGUGAUGAUUCUUCAUUAUAUUUAACUAGAGAUAUAGCUGCAUUACUCAAUAGGUAUGAAACCCACAAAUUUGACAAAAUGCUUUAUGUUGUAGACAAUGCCCAGGCAGAUCAUUUUGUUUCUUUAUUUGAUAUUAUGAAAAGAUUGAACAAAAAAUGUGCUACUGCUUGUGAACAUGUAAAAUUUGGAAGAAUUAGGGGCAUGAGUACAAGACGUGGUAAUGUUGUCUUUCUUAAUGAUAUAUUGGAUGAAGCAAAAACCAAGAUGUAUGAUCAGCAGCUACAAUCUAAGAACACUCGGACAUCAGCAAUGAAUGAUGAAACCUGUGAUAUUCUCGGAAGCACUGCUGUUAUUAUCAAUGAUUUGAAGCAAAGGAGACAAAAAGAUUAUGAGUUCAGUUGGGAUAAAGCUUUGCAAAGUGAAGGGGACAGUGGAGUGAAGCUUCAAUACCUUCAUUGCAGACUCAAAAGUUUGGAGAAUAAUUCGGAAGUGCCUGUGCCUGACUUUUGUAACCCUGAAUGUUUACCUGAAGAAAUUAUUGGUGAUGUUAUUGCCGAACUGGCUAGAUUUGAUGAUAUACUUAAAAAGGCUUAUGAAGAGAAUGAAGCAUGUAUUUUAGUAAAUUAUUUAUUCAGAUUAUCAAGAUAUGUAAAUAAAAUGUUUAAUAAAAUCAUAGUGAAGGGUGAAAGUAAUGAUGUUGCCUCACAAAGGCUUCUUGUAUUUUACUGUGCUAGACAAGUUCUGAAAACUUCUCUUAAUAUUUUAGGAAUAAAACCUCUGUAUGAAAUGUAAUAAUAAUAAUAGCCUUUUACUAAGAUAAACAAUAUUAUUUUUAUAUUUAACAAUAUUAUUAUUAUAUUUUUUGUAUAGUUAAUUGCCAGUCGGCAAAAGACCCCUCCAACCACUUCCAUUCCAGUAUUUCGUCUGUGGCUCUAUUCCAAAUUAUUAUUAUUAUUAUUCUCCCGCCACUUGUCUGAUGUCUCAUUCCAACUUUAUUCUGAUGACACUUAAAUCAAAUCAAAAUCACUUCAUUCAUGUAGGUCAAAAAAAUUAUAGCAAUGAAUGUCAAAUAUUUCUCAUUUUUACGUUUACCAUUACUUAUAUUAUUUACAUCAAAUUUACCUUCAAUAUAUUUAUUUCCAUUGUGUGCUGACGGAUUCCAAGUUAGCCAUGUUUUGUGAAUCCUAAUUUUGACUGAUUUAUCUACUUAAGACCAGGAAUUAUGCAGGUGUUAAAUAAUUUGCACUUCAUACUUGUAUGAAGCUCUCAUUUCAAAGAAAUAUAAGCUAUUAGUUAAAAAAGUGUUA
Leptidea sinapis is the source of this 2254-nucleotide messenger RNA. It is a transcript of the gene ArgRS-m, whose product is annotated as probable arginine--tRNA ligase, mitochondrial. Lineage: Eukaryota; Metazoa; Arthropoda; Insecta; Lepidoptera; Pieridae. The transcript is spliced from 3 exons. The record is from RefSeq and is a predicted model, not a curated record. Gene Ontology annotation, molecular function: ATP binding; arginine-tRNA ligase activity. Gene Ontology annotation, biological process: arginyl-tRNA aminoacylation; mitochondrial translation. The coding region runs from base 108 to 1739 and encodes 543 amino acids. Gene Ontology annotation, cellular component: mitochondrion.